Ilex paraguariensis (yerba mate) is the source of this 1738-nucleotide messenger RNA. NCBI's taxonomy places the organism in Eukaryota, Viridiplantae, Streptophyta, Magnoliopsida, Aquifoliales, Aquifoliaceae. The record is from the annotation of a GenBank genome assembly.
AUGGAAGGAAAAACCAUUACCGUUCUCUUUUCCUUCAUUUUCCUUUCUCUCUCUACCACUUUCGCCAGCGAACUAGAAUACCAAACCCUAAUCCCACACCCUCUCCCCAAACCACAGUCACUCCCAACAUGGACCCAAGACUCUGAAACCCAUACCAUUCCAGAACAAGAACAAAUCACCGCCGAACCGUACUCAGAAACCACCGUUUCCCUACAGUUACACCACAUAGACUCUCUCUCCUCUUCCUCCUUGAACACCACCCCAGAUACCCUCUUCAACCUUAGACUCCGGCGCGACUACGUAAGAGUCAAAGCCCUGACCUCCCUUGUUGCCGUCAAAACCAACGCCGCCGGCGGUCACGUGCGCGCACGUGGUAGCGCAGACUUCAGCAGUUCUAUAAUCUCAGGUCUCACGCAAGGCAGCGGUGAGUACUUCACGCGGUUGGGCAUAGGAACCCCUCCGAAAUACGCCUACAUGGUCCUCGACACCGGAAGCGAUGUCGUUUGGAUCCAGUGCUCGCCGUGCCGGAAAUGCUACACACAGUCCGACCCGGUCUUCGACCCAACCAAAUCCUCCUCCUUCGUCGGAGUCUCCUGUGGCUCUCCACUGUGUCGGCGUCUCGAUUCCCCAGGUUGCAACAAUCGCCAGAUGUGUCUUUACCAAGUAUCCUAUGGUGAUGGGUCUUUCACAUUCGGUGAAUUUUCCACUGAAACACUAACGUUUCGAAGAACCAGAGUCAAUAAUGUGGCAAUUGGGUGUGGUCAUGACAACGAAGGCCUGUUCGUCGGAGCUGCUGGGUUAUUGGGUCUUGGCCGUGGAAAAUUAUCGUUUCCGACUCAGGCUGGUAACCGAUUCGGCCGGAAAUUUUCUUACUGUUUGGUGGAUCGGUCGGCUUCGUCUAAACCAUCUUCGAUUGUAUUCGGCAACUCUGCUGUUUCGAGAAACACUAUUUUCACUCCUUUGCUCACUAAUCCUAAACUCGACACGUUCUACUACGUGGGUCUUACCGGAAUUUCCGUCGGAGGUGUUCAAGUUCCGGGCAUUACCUCUUCACUGUUCAAGCUUGACGCCGCCGGGAAUGGCGGGGUUAUCAUUGAUUCUGGUACAUCGGUAACCCGUUUAACCCGGUCCGCUUAUUUGGCCAUGAGGGAUGCUUUUCGGGCCGGGGCUUUGAAUUUGAAACAAGGACCGGAGUUUUCGUUGUUUGACACUUGUUUUGACUUGUCCGGCAAAACGGAGGUGAAGGUUCCGACUGUAGUGUUGCAUUUUGCGGGUGCUGACGUGUCUCUGCCGGCGUCGAAUUAUUUGAUUCCCGUAGAUACUUCAGGGAGGUUUUGUUUUGCAUUUGCGGGUACAACAGGCGGGUUGUCGAUAAUUGGAAAUAUCCAGCAACAGGGGUUCCGGGUGGUGUACGAUUUGGCGGGUUCAAGGGUCGGGUUUGCUCCACGUGGGUGUGCCUGAUUUAAGAGGCGACUUGUUUGGCAGAAGGAAAAAUUCUUUCCUUUUUUUUUUUUUUUUCUCACCGUUUCUCACAGCUAGAUCCAAAUUUCCUGUGGGGGAGAAACAAGUUAGUAAGGAAGGUUGUUGAGGUGUUGUUUGUUGUAUUAUCUGCUAAAUUAUUAAUCUAAUACAUAACAGGUCAGGGGCAAGAUGGCCAAUUUCAAGUUUAAUGUUUCAAUUUGGUUUGUAGUUGGUGUUUGAUGGGAUCAUUCAUGUAGAUGGAUGUGUCUUGUAUAGG